CCGGAAGCCCCACCCCACCGCCGGGGACGCGGACUCGGGAGUGCUCACGUUCGCAGCGUGGGCAUCCUUGCUGCGCUCCGCUCCCCGCACCGGUAACGCGCGCCAACCUUGCCGCCCACCCGGCGUCGUAGCGGGCGAGAUUUCCGAGCUCUGGACGCUCUUGCGGCUCUGCUCAGCCCUGACUCCAGCAGGCCCGCGUCGGUCGCCCCUCCCGUUUCUGGAACCUUUGGUUCCGGGGCUCGGACUUGGGGGAACCUGGGAGGGUGGUGGUGGAGUUUCUGAUGCUUUGCGUUUUCUGCGGGGUGUGGGCAGUCAAUGGAGAAACCCGGAACAGAAGUCCGUGGUGUUUUCAGGGGCAGGGAGUAGAACCUCAGGCGCCUGCGAACCCCCUGAGGGUUUAGGCGGCCCUCCUUGGCGGGAUGAUUGGCACUGUGGGCUGAGAGAGCCCGGGGCCUGCCCCCACCCCUAGGGGUGCCGUCGGCUCCUGGGGUCCGAGUCUCCGCCCUGCCCCACCGCUUCUCACAAAACCCCUCCACCUCCCUGAGGAGCGCCCGUCUACCCACCUUCUCGUUCCCAGCCUUCGGGCUGCUCCUAUUUUCCAUAUUGUUUAUUUAUCCUGGUUAUUGGUAAGAGUUUUUCUGACCUUCUCUACUCUGGAAUAGGGUCCAGAGGAGUCGUGAGGGAAAAUUAUUAGAAUAUAAAAUCCCAGGAGUCACGUGGUCCGGGUCUGCAUCCCAUGCUUGGAGGCCUCACAGAGCAGCCCAACAAACAGCUCUUGGUUUUCUUCUUCAACUUCACCACCUCCUGUGGUUGCUGUUUCCGCCUCUGGCUUAUGUUGAACCCAACCAUGUGUAUUUCUCUUUAGCUUUGCUCAAUUGGCAUGGGAAUGCUGCCCCUGGAGGGCAUUGGACAGAACAGGGACAGUCCUGUUGCGUGAGGGGCAUGGGUCUGUGCUCAUGAGGCCAGCUCCUUCCAUGACCUGCUCAGAGCCCCAAGCCAGCCCCUCUGUCCUCUGUUGCUGGACAGUUGUUCCAUAUCCUCCUUCCCAGUGCCCCAGGUGUGAUAUUUCUUCCACCCAGGGAAGGGCAUUCCGAAAAUACUUUCCUUUGCUGUACCUGAUUGCCCUGCUUGCUCCUGCCUUCACUCCUGCGACGGGUUCUUUGGGCUUAGGCGUAGCAUUUAAGUCUGGUCCUAUGAAGGCCUUCUUUCUGUUAUUCCAGGGUCUUGGGCAGUUUGCGUUGGCUCUAACUCUUACUACAGAAUUGCGGAAAUUCCUCUCUUUAUUGAGGUCAGCGCUAACACCUGUCCCCCGACCCUGGUUCUGUUUUGUGAAAUACUGUCUGCUUUGCUUAUCCACUGCAGUUAGCUUUUGGAGUUACCCAGAUUUCAUCUCUUUGACAUGGACUUCCACACGGGGUGACCUUGUGUGCUAGGUUGCCAGAGACAGUUCUGGCUUAUACCAUUGUCCCAGCAUAAUCACGUUCAAAAGAUUCGUGGUUUGUAUGAUCAAGCUUGUCUCUGUCUCUAAGUUAGAUACACUUAUAUUUGUAGCUAAGAGAGUGGCAUGUGGCAGCCCACGUGAGACUUGCACUUGGGCCCACAGAUGUCAGAGCCACAGACUUGGAAAUGAGAAUUCCUCCAGGUCAGUGCUCAUAGGCCUCAUGUAGGUAGAGAGCUUUGGGUGGCUUUGCCCUUAGAGGGCAGGGGUUCCCCUCCCGCCCUGGCACAGAAAGUCCAAACUAAUACUGAGGCCUAUGUCUAGUCAAAUUCAUCCCCAGAGUUACUGUGGGGCUUGCCCCUAAAUUCACUGUCAUGCUCCAGAGGAAGGUGUUCAGAGUUCAAGCCCAGCUCCUUGACAUGGCAUCUGGCUCCUGGGAAAGUAACUGAUGUGGAAGUGUGACCAGAGUUAGGCCUAAGGUGUCCUGGGCUUCCCCAGGAACCAGAGAACUCAGUCCAUGCAGGGCCAGUUAGUUUUAAAGACUGCAUGUCAACACUUGUAACUGUCAUAGGAUUAGGCUAAGAGGUAGAACACUGGUUAUCCACUAGGAUGACCAACCAUAUUAGUUUGCUUGGGAUUGAGGGGUUUCCUAGGACAUGGGACUUGCAGUUUUAAGAUCAGAAAACUCCUGGGCAAACUGGGAUGAGUUGGUCACCCUCUUCUCAACCCUGGCUGCACGUUAGACUCUCUUGAGGAGCCUCUUAUUUAGAGUCUAAUUUAAUUGAUUAAGGUAGUUGUACUUUUUUUUUUUUUAACGCUCUCAAGUUGAUUCCAGCAGGCUACCAGAGUUGAGAACUACUAGGCUGUAGACAGUGUUUCUAAUAACCAUUGAAAGUGUUUGGUUUUUGAGCAGAAGUGGUUCCAGACAUCCCUGAAAGGGGUAUAUAACUCUGUGUGUUGGCCUUUUACCUUAGCAAGAGAGAUAUCAAGCUGGUAGUUGCCUGCUAUUGCUAUUAUCUGUCCCCACCCCCAGGCCGCCUUUCUCACUGGUGAGGACCAAGCUUUCUCUUUUCCAGGCAUGCUCCGAUACCUUCUCUCUCAAGACAGGAGGUCAGUGGAAUAGCCUCAUUUUGAUUGAUGGAAUCAUGAUUUACACAGUUGCAGAUGAAGCUGGCCUCCAGGAUCAUGUGGUACGUCAGCACCAGGGGCAUAGCCCCACAGGUCAACUUUGAGGGGGCCCUCUUCUCUGGCUAUGCACCCGAUGGAGGCCUCUUUAUGCCGGAAGAGCUCCCACAGUUGGACAGAGAGACCCUGUGCCGGUGGAGCACACUCUCCUAUCCUGACCUGGUGAAGGAGCUGUGCGCCCUCUUCAUUGGCUCUGAGCUCAUUCCGAAAGAUGACUUAAAUGAUCUGAUUGACCGAGCCUUCAGCAGAUUCCGUCACAAAGAGGUGGUCCGUCUGUCCAGGUUGAAGAAUGGGCUGAACGUGUUGGAGCUGUGGCAUGGUGUCACAUAUGCAUUUAAGGACCUGUCCCUGUCCUGCACAGCACAGUUCCUGCAGUACUUCCUGGAGAAGAGGGAGAAGCACGUCACUGUGGUUGUAGGAACGUCUGGGGACACAGGAAGUGCUGCCAUUGAGAGUGUUAAAGGGGCAAAGAACGUGGACAUUAUCGUUCUGCUGCCCAAAGGUCACUGCACAAAGAUUCAGGAGCUCCAGAUGACAACGGUGCUGAAGGAGAACGUACAUGUGUUUGGAGUGGAGGGAAACAGCGAUGAGCUCGAUGAGCCAAUCAAGACUGUGUUUGCCGACGUGGCUUUUGUCAAGAAGCACAAUCUGAUGAGCCUGAAUUCGAUCAACUGGUCCCGGGUCCUGGUGCAGAUGGCCCACCACUUCCUUGCUUACUUCCAGUGUACGCCAUCCUUGGACACGCAUCCCCUACCCCUGGUGGAGGUGGUUGUGCCAACAGGGGCUGCCGGUAACCUUGCAGCUGGGUACAUUGCUCAGAAGAUAGGCCUGCCCAUCCGUCUGGUCGUGGCAGUGAAUCGCAAUGACAUCAUCCACAGGACUGUCCAGCAGGGAGACUUCUCUCUGUCGAAGGCUGUUAAAUCAACCUUGGCAUCAGCUAUGGACAUUCAGGUGCCCUACAACAUGGAGAGGGUAUUCUGGCUACUCUCUGGCUCUGACAGCCAGGUAACAAGAGCCCUCAUGGAGCAGUUUGAAAGGACCCAAAGUGUGAAUCUGCCCAAGGAACUGCACAGCAAGCUUUCAGAGGUGGUGACAUCCGAGUCAGUGUCUGAUGAAGCCAUCACCCAGACCAUGGGCCGCUGCUGGGAUGAGAACCAGUACUUGCUGUGCCCCCACUCGGCGGUGGCUGUGAACUACCAUUACCAGCAGAUGGACAGGCAGCAGCCCAGCAGCACUCCCCGGUGCUGCCUUGCCCCUGCCUCUGCAGCCAAGUUUCCGGAAGCUGUCCUGGCUGCUGGCCUGACCCCUGAGACUCCUGCAGAGAUCGUAGCCCUGGAGCACAAGGAGACACGCUGCACCCUGAUGCAGAGAGGUGACAACUGGACCCUGAUGCUUCAGGACACCAUUGAGGACCUUAGCCGACGGUGGAGGGGUCAUGCCCUCAACGCCUCCCAGUAGCCUGGCUGGAGGUGGCUUUCUUUAGGCUUCAGAUCCCAGGGAGGUGCACCCUCUGAGCUGCCUUGUGACCCUCCCCAUUAAGCAUAGGUUAGGAGGUUCCCAGGAGGCUGCUCAGCUGGGUCUGGAGCCAGCUGGCUUUGCUCCAUUUCCUGGCUACUCUGUGCCUGGUCACCAGGGAGGCUGAGUCAGGUGCCUGGAACAGUUGCCAGAAGCACCCCCUCCCUCCCUGGCCCAUGCAGCAGUGUCUGAGCUGUAGUGAAAGUUUCAGGGCCUGCAGAAGAAGAGCCUUGGGCACAGGAUUGACCAUGGCUCCAGGGGUUUAGGACCCCAGACCUGUGAAGGUGGGGGCAGCUCACCACCUUCAUGCAGCCUUUAUAUGUUCUCUGAGCCUUAGUUGAUUUGGCCCCCAAAACAAAUCCAAAGGUUCUAGCCUGCCUUGUCAGAGACUUCCACCCUGUUCACAUGUUGGCAAUCCCUGGAAUAAAAUGCUUGUUCUGUGUGA
Rhinopithecus roxellana (golden snub-nosed monkey) is the source of this 4583-nucleotide messenger RNA. RefSeq names its product threonine synthase like 2 (gene THNSL2). The record is from RefSeq and is a predicted model, not a curated record. The transcript is spliced from 9 exons. Gene Ontology annotation, molecular function: pyridoxal phosphate binding. Gene Ontology annotation, biological process: dephosphorylation; 2-oxobutyrate biosynthetic process. Bases 2603 to 4081 code for a protein of 492 amino acids. NCBI's taxonomy places the organism in Eukaryota, Metazoa, Chordata, Mammalia, Primates, Cercopithecidae.